GUCAGAAACACACUCUCUCAGAAACAAGCAUGCUUCGGCGGCUCUCAUGAUCUCUUGCUCCACCCACCAACCCUAAUUCUGCAGCGGCCAGCCAAACCCGAAGGAGAUGGAGGCUGGCGGCGCUAGCACGACUACUACGAGGAAGAGGAAAGCCGCCGCGCUCGAGGGCCAUCCGGCGACGGCGCCGGCAGGGGCGGCGGCCAAUCCCGGAAUGGGCGAAGACGACGGAGGCGGAUCGGGCGAAGAUGGGCAAGAUCUCGACCGCCUCAGCAGCCUCCCCGAUGCGAUCCUCGGUGAGAUAAUUUCCCUCCUCCCCACCAAGCAAGGGGCUCGCACCCGGAUCCUUGCGUCCCGGUGGGGCCACCUCUGGUGCUCUGCACCCCUGAACCUCGACUGCCGUCACCUCGCAUGGCACGAACUCCCUGCUCUCAUGCAUCGCAUCAUUAACGCCCACCAAGGCCACGGCCGCCGCUUCUGCACUCCGGAGCUGUUGUACACCAUAAGCGACAUAGAUGCCGUGGAGGCCUGCCUCCUGUCCCCCGCUCUGGCUAGGCUCGAGGAGCUUAAGCUCAACAGCUGGAGAGGGCUGCCGCUGCCGGAAUUAGUCUUCCGCUUCUCGGACACCCUCCGUGUUUUCCGCAUUGAAAAGUGCAGCCUCCCGGACGCCACCGUCCAAAGAUUUCAU
Messenger RNA from Aegilops tauschii subsp. strangulata, 685 nucleotides. The record is from RefSeq and is a predicted model, not a curated record. NCBI's taxonomy places the organism in Eukaryota, Viridiplantae, Streptophyta, Magnoliopsida, Poales, Poaceae.